Messenger RNA from Salvelinus fontinalis (brook trout), 3691 nucleotides. RefSeq names its product acyl-CoA Delta-6 desaturase-like. The record is from RefSeq and is a predicted model, not a curated record. Gene Ontology annotation, biological process: lipid metabolic process. Gene Ontology annotation, cellular component: membrane. NCBI's taxonomy places the organism in Eukaryota, Metazoa, Chordata, Actinopteri, Salmoniformes, Salmonidae. Gene Ontology annotation, molecular function: oxidoreductase activity, acting on paired donors, with oxidation of a pair of donors resulting in the reduction of molecular oxygen to two molecules of water. The transcript has 14 exons. Bases 559 to 1932 code for a protein of 457 amino acids.
UCUCUCUCUCUCUCUCUCAUCUCUCGAAAAGAAGGGGAACAUCACAACAUGGAAACACUAAUGACGACGAAUAGAAGCCCCAUAUAACUCGAUUGCGUUAUGCGCUUUCAUAAUCAUUGCCAUUGCUUAAUACAUACAUUGCGAUUAUGACAUUCGAGGCGUUAUGUUAUUCUUUUUUUUAACUCGACACAACUCAUUACUUGCCCCAGGUUUUCAUUAUACGACGUGUAAAUUCUAUAGUUGAAUUUUGAAUAUUUUGUAUUCUCCAUAUUAGGAGCCUACUGAUGAUUUGAUUGGAUAAAUAAUCAGAAAGAACCGAAUGUAUUUUUAUGAAUAAGAGGAGAUAGGAAAAGAGAGAGAGGAUUGCACAUCUGGAAAUGUUGGUAUUCGUCAUUCGAUAUUUUCAGCAAAUGAAUUGAACAACACAUUUUGUUGUACAACGCUGUCUGGAAAACCCUUCCCUCUGGCAGAAGAGUCGCAGUGUGCUUCAGUUGGACAGACUGGACAGAGCGCAGCCGACACAGCGACGGUGUGAGUGGAGCAGAGAGAGAACCGAGGAUGGGGGGCGGAGGACAGCAGACUGAGUCAAGCGAGUCGGCCAAGGGUGACAGGGUUGGGCCCGGUGGAGGGGGAGGAGGGCGAGGUGGCAGUGCAGUCUACACCUGGGAAGAGGUCCAGAGGCACUGCCACAGAGGCGACCAGUGGUUGGUCAUCGACAGGAAGGUCUAUAAUAUUACCCAGUGGGCGAAGAGACACCCGGGGGGCAUCCGGGUCAUCAGUCACUUUGCCGGAGAAGAUGCCACGGAAGCAUUUUCCGCAUUCCAUCCUGAUCCUCAUUUUGUCAGGAAGUUUCUGAAGCCGUUGCUGAUUGGAGAGCUGGCAACGACAGAGCCCAGCCAGGACCAUGGGAAAAAUGCAGCACUAGUGCAGGACUUCCAGGCCUUGCGCGACCGUGUGGAGAGUGAGGGCCUCCUCCGUGCCCGCCCCCUGUUCUUCAGCCUCUACCUGGGCCACAUCCUGCUACUAGAGGCCCUGGCUUUGGGCCUGCUCUGGGUCUGGGGGACCAGCUGGAGCCUCACACUGCUCUGUUCCCUUAUGCUGGCCACGUCUCAGGCCCAGGCUAGCUGGCUGCAGCAUGACUUCGGCCACCUGUCAGUCUUCAAGAAAUCCAGCUGGAAUCACGUACUGCAGAAGUUUGUCAUUGGACACCUAAAGGGUGCCUCUGCUAACUGGUGGAACCAUCGUCACUUCCAGCACCACGCUAAACCCAACGUGUUUAGUAAAGAUCCUGAUGUCAACUCACUGCAUGUCUUCGUCCUGGGAGACAAACAGCCUGUAGAGUAUGGUGUAAAGAAGUUGAAGUACAUGCCCUACCAUUACCAACACCAGUACUUCUUCCUCAUUGGACCUCCACUACUUAUUCCAGUGUAUUUCCACAUCCAGAUAUUGCGGACCAUGUUUUUACGACAGGACUGGGUGGAUCUGGCGUGGUCGAUGAGUUUCUACCUUCGUUUCUUCUGCUGUUACUAUCCCUUCUUUGGUUUCUUUGGCUCAGUAGCAUUGAUCAGCUUCGUCAGGUUUUUGGAAAGCCACUGGUUUGUGUGGGUGACCCAGAUGAAUCACCUUCCUAUGGAGAUGGAUCACGAGAGACACCAGGACUGGCUCACCAUGCAGUUGAGUGCUACUUGCAACAUUGAACAGUCAACCUUCAACGACUGGUUCAGUGGACACCUCAACUUUCAGAUUGAACACCAUCUGUUUCCUACCAUGCCCCGUCAUAACUACCACCUUGUGGCUCCUCUGGUUCGUGCUCUGUGUGAGAAACAUGGAGUUCCCUAUCAGGUCAAGACUUUGCAGAAAGGCAUCACUGAUGUUUUCAGGUCACUGAAGAAGUCAGGGGAUCUGUGGUUGGAUGCAUAUCUUCAUAAAUAAAUCCCUUCUUGUCUCUGGGCGGGAUUUAAAUCCAUCUCAGAUUAACAACCUGUGAACAGAGAUAGAUUGAAAAAGGGACAUUUCUUAGACGUUUGUGUUGAUAAUGACCGCUGCAAACAGCGUGGAUGUCAGCGCAAGCGUUAAUCACCUUUUUUUUUUAAAGUCAAUCACAGUGCACAGGUCUGCAUGUCAAACUUGAUGUCUGGUGUGAAACCUACCCCCUCCCCCUGCCAUCUUAAUACUGCCUACCAAACAGAGUACUUUAAUGUACAGGUACUCUAUAGUAUACUACUACUACUACUACAUAUACUACUACAUAGUAGAGUAAUAAUGUAUUGUGUUAUUUGAUGAUGUUGUUGUGAUGAUUUAACCUCGUUUGGACCCCAGGAAGAGUAGCUGUUAAUGGGGAUCUUAAUUAAUACAAAUAUUUCUGUAUUAUAUCUGAGUGGCCUGACUGUGUGGUGGUGAUAAUACUGUGUGGUUUACAUUGCUGUGUGGUAUUUCCUACCAUAGUAUAGUGUUAACCGAGUUUUCAAACAUGUCUUAUACACUGUAAAAAAUUUGCAUUGUCAUUAUUUUUUUUUAAAUACCUUUUUUUAAAUGUUAUUAUUUGAGUACAAGACUAUCAUGUCUAUCAACGACAGGACACUCACUGUGCUGUGAAUGUGAGUUGCCUUCACCGAGUUCAGGGUCGUGUUCAGUUGGGAGAAAACGUUUUGAAACAACGAGGUAUAACCCGAAAUUGUCCAAUAGGAAUAUCGAAUUUUCUGUUGUCCAUUGCAAAACGUUUUGCAACAAUAUGCCCUAUUGAAAACGACCUUAGACUAUGUGACUGAGCUAUUUCUCUGUAAAGUGUGGUUGUUAUUUUACAUCUGUACACUAAGGGGAGCUCUAUGGAGAUAGGUUGCUGUGGUUACAACAUUUUGGCAGUAAUCUACCCCCCCCCCCCCCCCUCCUCCAUUAUGCUCACUCUGUCCAUGGACCUGUUUAUGGAAGCAGAAGCUAAUGGACAAGCUAAUGGAUAGGCUAAUGGGUAGGCUAAUGGAUAAGCUAAUGGAUAGGCUAAUGAAGAAGCUAAUGGAGAAGCUAAUGGAUAGGCUAAUGGAGAAGCUAAUGGAUAGGCUAAUGGAGAAGCUAAUGGAUAGGCUAAUGGAUAAUCUAAUGGAUAGGCUAAUGGAUAAGCUAAUGGAUAGGCUAAUGAAGAAGCUAAUGGAUAGGCUAAUGGAGAAGCUAAUGGAGAAGCUAAUGGAUAGGCUAAUGGAGAAGCUAAUGGAGAAGCUAAUGGAUAGGCUAAUGGAGAAGCUAAUGGAAAAGCUAAUGGAAAAGCUAAUGGAGAAGCUAAUGGAGAAGCUAAUGGAUUUCUCUUCUGUAAGAUCAGACCAGAAUAAAACUGUUUGUUUUUUCUUUUUCCCAGACAAAAGAAACAGGUUGAUAGUGAAUUGAUCAUCUACUUUUGCAUUAUUCUUUGGCUACGUCUUAUAUUUAUGACAACGACAAAACAUUGUAGUGAUCGUACAGUACCUGUGGUGGCAGAAUUUGGGGGGAGCUGUUGGAUCUUCAAGGCUUAAUGUUCUGUGUUGGAACUGUUGCUUUUUAUAAAAUAACUGUGGUGUAAACAAUUUAAUUGUAUGAUCACCUCCCAUUAUAUAAAGGGACAUACAGCCAAUUACUCUUCGAGCUCCUCGCCUGACUGCGACCAGGGAGAGACCUACCUUGCAGCUGCUCAUAUGUAUUAAAGAUUCACUAUUAUACAAUUCAA